GCGGUGGGGUUAAGCGCGACGCUGCGGCCCCGGCCUAGGCACGAUCCCUAAUCACUAAAGCAGCCCCUUGGAUCUGCUGCCAGUCUCGCGCCAUGAAUCGCCACCUCCUCACUUGUCGCGCGACCCAGCUCCGGAGUGGCCUCCUGGUCCCCCUGCUUCUGCUAAUGAUAUUGGUAGACCUGGCUCUCCCGGCCCAACGUCACCCCCCGGUGGUUCUGGUGCCUGGUGAUCUGGGUAACCAGCUGGAAGCAAAGCUGGACAAGCCAAAGGUCGUGCACUACCUGUGCUCCAAGAAGACGGACAGCUACUUCACGCUCUGGCUGAACCUUGAGCUGCUUCUGCCUGUCAUCAUUGACUGCUGGAUUGACAAUAUCAGGCUUGUUUAUAACAGAACAUCUCGGGCCACCCAGUUUCCGGAUGGUGUGGAUGUGCGUGUCCCUGGCUUCGGGGAAACAUUCUCCUUGGAGUUCUUAGACCCCAGCAAAAGGAAUGUGGGUUCCUAUUUCUACACUAUGGUGGAGAGCUUUGUGGGCUGGGGCUAUACACGGGGCGGAGAUCUCCGAGGGGCUCCCUAUGAUUGGCGCCGAGCUCCAAAUGAAAACGGGCCCUACUUCUUGGCCCUCCGAGAGAUGAUCGAGGAGAUGUACCAGAUGUAUGGGGGCCCCGUGGUGCUGGUCGCCCACAGCAUGGGCAACAUGUACACGCUCUACUUUCUGCAGCGGCAACCACAGGCCUGGAAGGACAAGUAUAUUCAUGCCUUCAUUUCACUGGGUGCGCCCUGGGGGGGCGUGGCCAAGACCCUGCGUGUCCUGGCUUCAGGAGACAACAAUCGCAUCCCUGUUAUUGGGCCACUGAAGAUCCGGGAGCAGCAGCGAUCCGCUGUCUCCACCAGCUGGCUACUGCCAUAUAACCACACAUGGUCACAUGAAAAGGUAUUUGUGCACACACCCACAAGUAACUACACACUCCGUGACUAUCGCCAGUUCUUCCAGGACAUUGGAUUUGAAGACGGCUGGCUGAUGCGGCAGGACACAGAAGGGCUGGUUGAGACCAUGACGCCACCAGGCGUGGAGCUGCACUGCCUCUAUGGGACUGGCGUCCCCACACCAGACUCCUUCUACUACGAGAGCUUUCCUGACCGUGACCCAAAGAUCUGCUUCGGCGAUGGUGACGGCACUGUCAACUUGGAGAAUGUCCUGCAGUGCCAGGCCUGGCAGAAGCGCCAAGAGCACAAAGUAUCAUUGCAGGAGCUGCCAGGAAGUGAACACAUCGAGAUGUUAGCCAAUGCCACUACCCUGGCUUAUCUGAAACGGGUGCUUUUCAAGCUUUGAUUCCUGUGCCAGGCAGGACUGCUGGAUGGCUGGACCAUGGAGCUUCUCUUGGCUCUGACCUACAAGCUUGGUAAAGUUCGUGACUAUUGUUCAAGUUUCUAGGUCUUAGGCUGUGAGGCAUCUGCCUCCGGGGAAUGCCGUUUCUCAUCCUUCCUAUGUAUAAUGGCAGUGACGAAGGAAGAGAUAAGUGUGGAUUCAAAGGACGUUUGAUGGAAAGAAUGCUGCUAUUGAUGGAGUUGCGACCUCAGACUGGCUCUGUAGCUGCCUUGUUUGGCUCCUUACCCCAGUCCCCACCUCGGGCCAUGCAGUCCUCCUAGUUCUCUGGCCUUUCUACUCUCGCCUACUGGGCCCCAUCCUUCCUGUGAGCUGAGGUUCCACGGUGACUGUCAGGUGACCUUCCCACACACUGGCUAGGGCUGCUAGCUUCCUUGUGAGCUCACUGGUGGACAUCCUGAGUGUGGCUUCCUGGCGGCAGCCCAGCGCCCCUGCAGGCAGGGCAGUUUGUCGUAUCCUCCACAGUUCCUCCAGGUCCUGGGCUGUUCAGACUCCACUCCUACCUCUCACCUCUUGCAGCAUCCUGGUCCUGGUUCUGGACUGGGCAGCAGAGGACCCCUCAAUUCUGGGGGACAUGUCCUAGGAUUCCUGCUCUCCUUGGUUGUGAUGUGGGUCCGGUACUGAAGCUGGCUCUCUAGGUUCUGGGACUGUUGGUUAAGGAGAGAAGGGCCCAGAAAAGGAACUGAAGGGGACAGCUGUGGUCGCUUCGAGUUUCCCUGAGCCACCGUCUUGAGGACUCCACCACCCUAUUGCACCCUGCAGUAGGGUCUUACAACCCACUUGGGAUGGCACAGGAGUCGAGAGGUGGUAGAGUUCCUGCCCAGUGCUUGCUUCCACCAAGCAACUGAACAAGUCUUGGUUUGCAGGAAUUAGUCCAGAGAAUUGAAAGGGUCCCCGAGACCUAGAAGCAUAGUGUCCCAGCUAGGGGUUUUUUGUUUGUCCCAGGGAUGCUGCAUGGUCUCUGUGUGACAGCCAGGAUGGUGAACCUGGGUCUGUCCAAGGGACAGUGGACCUGACUAUGGGUUGAGACUUGGUCAACUUUUAGGUUGGGGUUCCCAAACCACUUUCAGGCUGGACUGCAUACACUGCCUUCCCACUACGAUUCUGGCACUGGAUUCCCCUUGUUAAGCACAUUCCUGUCAUCUGUCUCUCACCUGAGUGGUGGCGCCCCUGUCUGGGGCCCUGAGCAAGCUGUACCUCGAUUUUGGCAAUAAAAGUAUUCUGGAUA
This is a messenger RNA of Chionomys nivalis (European snow vole), 2613 nucleotides long. It is a transcript of the gene Pla2g15, whose product is annotated as phospholipase A2 group XV. Gene Ontology annotation, cellular component: lysosome. The record is from RefSeq and is a predicted model, not a curated record. Gene Ontology annotation, biological process: ceramide metabolic process; phosphatidylcholine metabolic process. NCBI's taxonomy places the organism in Eukaryota, Metazoa, Chordata, Mammalia, Rodentia, Cricetidae. The transcript has 6 exons. Bases 93 to 1331 code for a protein of 412 amino acids.